AGAGAGAGAGAGGGAGAGAGAGACUCCCAAGAAGGCUCCACACUGUCAGCACAGAGCCUGAUGCGGGGCUCGAACCCACAAACCCUGAGAUCAUGACCUGAGCUGAAAUCGAGAUUCAGAUGCUUAACCAACUGAGCCACCCGGGUGCCCCUGCUGUGAUUUUCUUAAAUGCUAAGAAACACUGUGGUGACACACACUGUCGACAAUGUGUGGUGAUAAGAUGUUGCCCUAUACCUUAAGGGUGUCUUCCAUUCCAUAGAUCUCACCUACCUGAAUCUCCCUGGUCAUCUCUACCCAUUCCCCAAGUCUACCUAGUGCCAACAGUGAUGUUAAAGCAUGAUGGGGCCAACUGCAUUAAACAUACUUUAUUAUUCUUUUAAAGUAAUCUCUAUAUCCAACGUGGAGCUCGAACUCACAACCCCAAGAUCAAGAGUUGUCUGCUCCACCGACUGAGCCAGCCAGGUGCCCCAAACAUACUUUAAAUUUCUAUAAACUGACGCAUUAACACCCACAAAAUGGGAACUAGGUGCUCCUAGGUAAACCUUGCCCUUCACCCCCACCCCAAGAAUAUCUUGAGACUUUAAAUAGCUCCAGGCCAUAUGAUCCGAUAGUCACAGUGAACACGGGACCACUGUCAACAGAACCAGCCAAUCCCAAGCCUGCUCACCCAGGUUUGCCCGUUCCUUCCCAGAAGCCACAACAAAGUCUGUCCACGUCUCCGCUCCCAGGGAGUUCCGGCUUCCUCUCGACCAGCCGCAAAGCCUCUCCUGGGUGUCCCGAGUGGCACAUUGUUCUCCUCCGGAACCGUGGCGUUUGAUUCUCUGGUCUAUUUAACAAGGUCUUCUCUUGUGCAAGAUUGUGACUUGGAGUUUCUUAUUUCUUUUAAUAAAAAGCCAGAAGAGUGGAAAGAGAUGAGCUCAGUGAAACUCUGCUCUGUAAAGCUGAACGAUGGGUUCUUCAUGCCCAUGCUGGGAUUUGGCACCUCUGCUCCUAAUAAGGUUGCUAAGAGUGAGGUGCAAGAGGCUGUCAUGAGAGCAAUCGAUGUAGGCUACCGCCAUUUUGACUCUGCUUACUUGUAUCUAAAUGAAGAAGAGAUUGGGAGGGCCAUCCGGAAGAAGAUCGCUGAUGGCUCUGUGAAGAGAGAGGACAUAUUCUACACUUCAAAGGUGUGGGGAACCUUUUUACGUCCAGAAUUGGUUCGAACCAGCUUGGAAAUAUCGCUGAGGAAACUUCAGUUGAGCUAUGUGGAUCUUUAUCUUAUACAUAUCCCAAUACCUUUGAAGGUUAGCAAAAAGCUCUUCCCAAAGGACGAACACGGAGAACUCAUUUUCGACACAGUGGAUCUCUGUGCCACGUGGGACGCCAUGGAGAAGUGUAAGGAUUCAGGGCUGGCCAAGUCCAUCGGGGUGUCCAACUUCAACCGCAAGCAGCUGGAGAGGAUCCUGGACAAGCCCGGCCUCAAGUACAAGCCUGUGUGCAACCAGGUGGAGUGUCACCCUUACCUCAACCAGAGCAAACUGCUGGAGUUCUGCAAGUCCCAGGACAUCGUCUUGACUGCGUACGCGGCCUUGGGGUCCAACUCAGGGAAGGAAUGGUUGAGCAAGAACAACCCAGUUCUCCUGGAGGAUCCAGUACUCAGUGCCAUUGCUGCAAGGCACAGGCGAACCCAGCCCAGGUGGCCCUGGGCUACCAGCGGGGGGGGGGGGGGGGGGGGGGGGGGCCUGGCCAAGAGCUUCGAUGAGGAGAGAAUUCGGGAGAACUUCCAGGUUUUGGAUUUCCAUUUGACACCAGAGGACAUGGAAAGUCUAGACAGUCUAAACAGGAACAUUCGCUAUUUUGUAGAUCUGUUAUUUAGCCGUCAUCCGGAUUUCCCAUUUUCUGAUGAGUGUUAAUGGCAUUGUCUGUGCUCCCUCCAGAGUUCUUUGAUUUGGUUCGAUGAUUGGCGAACACCAGGUACUUGGUUUAUCCCCUGUUGCUGCCUCGUCAACCAUGGUGUGACUCCGCAGGUUAGGAAAUGAAAGUCUCUAAACCAGUCUUUUCCCUCCAAAGUAAAUGAGAAUAUGUUUCAAACAACCUAA
Neofelis nebulosa (Clouded leopard) is the source of this 2078-nucleotide messenger RNA. Its product is annotated as aldo-keto reductase family 1 member C23-like protein. Gene Ontology annotation, molecular function: aldose reductase (NADPH) activity; bile acid binding; ketosteroid monooxygenase activity. NCBI's taxonomy places the organism in Eukaryota, Metazoa, Chordata, Mammalia, Carnivora, Felidae. Gene Ontology annotation, biological process: doxorubicin metabolic process; progesterone metabolic process; daunorubicin metabolic process. The coding region runs from base 912 to 1892 and encodes 326 amino acids. The transcript has 11 exons. The record is from RefSeq and is a predicted model, not a curated record. Gene Ontology annotation, cellular component: cytosol.